Myripristis murdjan (pinecone soldierfish) is the source of this 2510-nucleotide messenger RNA. Its product is annotated as mitochondrial import receptor subunit TOM40B. The coding region runs from base 430 to 1425 and encodes 331 amino acids. Gene Ontology annotation, biological process: protein import into mitochondrial matrix. The transcript is spliced from 10 exons. Gene Ontology annotation, cellular component: mitochondrial outer membrane. The record is from RefSeq and is a predicted model, not a curated record. NCBI's taxonomy places the organism in Eukaryota, Metazoa, Chordata, Actinopteri, Holocentriformes, Holocentridae. Gene Ontology annotation, molecular function: transmembrane protein transporter activity.
ACCACAUCUGGAUGAAGCCGAGCUAGAUGCAGCAUCAGCUGAUCGGAGCUUUAGCAGCGUUGGCUUAAUGUCAAGUAAAUGAUUUAAAUUGUCCACCUGUCAGCCUCUCUGACGUUUCAGAUGUGCUGAUCCUCCCGGAAGAGCGCAGACAAACAGCUGCAGCCAACACAAAUCUUUAUUUUCCCCUCCUCGGUGCUAAGGUUAUGCUAGCUAACAGCUGCACAUCAGAGCAUUAAACAGCCUUGGACGAUGAAUGUCAUGUUAAUCUUAACAAUCCGUGUGAUUCGGUUUGCUCUGCAGUAGUAAGCCGCAUAUUGAUCUGAUGUUAGGAUAGCUUAAAUAUCUGUUGUGGUUGUCCUUUCCUGCAUCCCUGGGUUCGUUCAGCUGCUCUGUACGCCUCUCCGUGUGUUAAGGACGUGUUGCGCCCACAUGGGCAGCGUUCUGGCCCUGUCGUCUGGUCCCGGCCAUCAGAACUGGCCCUUUUCCACGGACCCCGCUCCUUCUCGCUGGGACACGCAUCCGGCUCACUGGGACACCCCGCCGCGCUGGGAGAGGAGAGAUGGCCGCCUGCCCAAUCCCGGCAGCUUUCACUCGCUGCACAGGAGCUGCAAGGACGUGUUUCCCCAGCAGAUCGAGGGAGUCAAGAUGAUUGUCAAUAAAACUCUGAGCAGCUUCUUCAAGGUCAGUCACACUCUCCACCUCAGCGCCGUCAGUCCGUCCUACUACCGCUUCCACGUGGAGCAUCUGCAGUCUGACGAUUACAGCAAAGACAAGGACGCCCCGGCGCUGAUCGGUGAGAUGGACUCCUCGGGCAGCCUGAACGCUCACUCCCUGCUGCAUCUCACCGAGCGAGUGAGAGCCAGAGCCGUGUUCCAGACCCAGCAGGCGCAGUUUGUGACGUGGCAGUUUGAAACGGAGUACAGAGGAAAUGACUUCACGGCGGCGGUGACAGUGGCCAACCCGGACAUCCUCAGAGAGUCGGUGAUCCUCGUGGCACACUUCCUGCAGAGCGUGUCCUCUGGCCUGGUGCUGGGAGGCGAGCUGGUCUACCAUCGAGGACGAGCAGAGGAAGGAGGCAUCCUCACGCUGGCCGGACAGUACUCAAGACCAAACUGGGUGGCAACGCUAAAUGCUGGCAAAGGAGGCGCCCAUGCUAGCUACUAUCACAGAGCCAACAAACAGAUCCAAGUCGGGGUGGAAUUUGAAGCCAGCACCAGGACCCAGGAGACCACUGCCUCCUUUGGGUACCAGAUGGAGCUCCCAGAGGCCAACAUGGUCUUUCGAGGUAUGGUGAACAGCAGAUGCAUAAUAGGAGGAGUACUGGAGAAGCGUCUGACUCCGCUGCCUGCCACUUUGAUCAUGGGUGCCUUUGUAAAUCACCGGGGCGACAAGUUACAAGUGGGGCUCGGCGUCAACGUGGGAUAGUCGUCCACAAACUGCUCCUGAAACUGUGACUUCUGUCCCAAUAUCCGUCCAGAGACCUUUGAUUUUUUUUUUUUUUUUUUUUUUUUUUCCAUAAGACCUCAUCGUCCACCGAGUUCCCAGGGUUUUAUCAGAAAUCUUGUACAGACUUUAUGGCUCUUAAAACACUUCUACUGACCGUCUGAGCGUCAUGGAUUGAAGGUGUUUCCUUGAUUCCACUUAUCGUGUCUUUCUACCUACCUCUUAAAAUGGAGGUGUCGUUUUUUCCGAUUGGAGGACAGUGAGAUUACACAGGAAGAACUGAGGAACGGGACUCAACAGCUCAACAGCCUUCAGACAUGUUGGAGGUGUCCUGACCAAUGCCUGAAAACCUACACCUAACGUCCACAAGCAGAGAAUGUCUCCACAAAACUCUCCUAUAGAAACAAACACUGGAAAGAAUCCUGUACUGUAAAUGUAAAAAAAAAACUUUUAUACUGUAAGUAGUUGUAAGGAAACUUGGUGUAUAUAGUUGGUAUCGAGCUGUGUCUGUGAGUACAUGUGUGUGUGUGUGAGAGAGAGAGAGAGACAUUUGUAUGUGUUUCUGCUUUGGUGCAGAUGCAUGUGCUCUUUAUAAAACGGUGUGUGAGAGCGUCACACCCUGACACACAGCCUGAUGACUCUGAGAGGAUCAGCGCGGCUCCAUCUACACCAACUCCUGCCCUCUUGGCCCACAACUGAAGGGUGUGUGUGUGUGUGUGUGUGUGUGUGUGUGUGUGUGUGUGUGUGUGUGUGUGUGUGUGUGUGUGUGUGUGUGUGUGUGUGUGUGUGUGUGUGUGUGUGUGUGUGUGUGUGUGUGUGGCUAUGCAUUGUUUUGGAAGGUACUGUUUGUAUAUAGGACAUAAGCAUAUAGACACACUGAGCUGUAUGUAAUCUGCACUAGUCUCUAUUCUUCUGGGCAUUUCCAGCCCUGUUUGACCACUCAGAAGUUAUUAUUAUUAUUAUUGUUAAUAAUAUUAUUAUUAAUGUACUAAUGUGUUAAAUUAGCAUAUUUGAAGGGGGCAUCUCUCUUUUUUGUCUUAAUUUAAUAAAGAUGCUAUUUAUUUCCA